AUGGCCACGCGCGCGCUGCUCCCAGGGGCCUUCCUCCUGCUAUUGCUGCCCGCGCCCGCGCCCGCGCCCUGCUUCACGGCCACGCGCUCCGAGUGCCGGCGCCACCGGGCCUUCGUGCCCGGCUCGUGGCUGGCCGGGGAGGGCGUGGACGUGACGAGCCUGAAGCGCUCGGGCUCCUUCCCCGUGGACACGCAGCCGUUCCUGCGGCCCGACGGCACGUGCACGCUGUGCCGCAACGCGCUGCAGGGGGGCGCGCCGCAGCGCCUGCCCCUGGCGCUCACCGACUGGCGCGCGCGGCACGCCGGCUGCCAGCGCCGGGUGGGCCAGGCCGCGCUGCGCUACACGGAGGACGUGGCCCGGGACGCGGCCAGCAGCAUCCGGAACGACUGGAAGGCCGGGCUGGAGGUGAGCCCGCCCCACCGCGGCCAAGCGCGCGUCAGCAUGGCCGGCUCGCACUCCCCGGCCGCGAACUUCGCCGCCGCCAAGAACCACCAGGAUCAGUACCGGUUCAGCCGCGACCAGGUGCAGUGUGUCUCUCGCCUGGUGCAGGACCCGCCCCUGAAACCCGAUUUCAAGAAGGCCCUCCGGGCACUGCCCCCCUACUUCAACGCCUCCAGCGAGCCCGACUACGUGCGGUUCAUCUCCAGCUUCGGCACCCACUUCAUCAAGUCCAUGGAACUGGGCGGCCGGACCUCGGCCCUCACGGCCAUGCGCACCUGUCAGAUAACCCUGAACGGGCUCACGGCAGAUGAGGUGGCGGACUGCCUGGAGGUGGAGGCUGAGGUGAGCAUCGGCAGAGUCGUCAGUGCCACAUCGGCAUACAAGGCCUGCGAGGAGAAGAAGAAGCAGCACAAGAUGGAGACCUCCUUCCACCAGACCUACCGGGAGCGUUACACCGAAGUGGUGGGUGGCAACUACAGCAGCGGGCACGACCUGCUGUUCGGGAAGGAGGCGAGCGCUGAGCACUUUUCGGCCUGGGUGGCCUCGCUGAAGCACAGCCCCGGCCUGCUGGACUUCACCCUGGAGCCGCUGCACGUGCUCCUGAGGCGCACAGACCCGCGGCGGGAGGUGCUGAGGGCAGCCCUGGGCAGCUACAUCGCGGGCAAGGCACGCUGGAGGGACUGCAGCAGGCCCUGCCCACCGGGGCAGCAUAAGAGCCCGCUGGACGAGUGCCAGUGCCUGUGCCAGGCCUCCAGAGUCACCAGCCAGGACUGCUGUCCCCGGCAGCGGGCCAUGGCCCAUCUGGUGGUCAUGCACUUCCGGGCCCACGGCCUGUAUGGGGACUCGAUCACGGCCACCGACGCCUACCUGAAGGUCUUCUUCGGGGGCCACGAGAAGAGGACAGACACCGUGAGGGACAACAACAACCCCAGCUGGGCCAUAAAGCUGGACUUCGGGGAUGUGCUGCUGGCCACGGGAGGGCCCCUGAGGGUCCAGGUGUGGGACGCCGACCGGGGCUGGGACGACGACCUCCUGGGCACCUGUGACCACCCUGCCGUGUCGGGCUUCCACAAGGUGUCCUGCCCACUGUCCCACGGCCAGCUGCAUUUCUCCUUCGAGGCCAAGUGCUUGCCCCACCUGUCGGGGGACACCUGCAUGGACUACACCCCGCACGGGCUUCUGGGGGAGCCUCCAGGAAACCGGAGUGGGGCGGUGUGGUGAGAACCCGCGAGCCCAGCCAGAGGCGCCUCAGAGACCGUCCGGGCCUCUCCCUAGCCCCGCUAGAUAUGUGCAAGGCGGACUUUACUUUUUCUCUGCCAAUGACCCACGGACCAGCUGAGACUCCCUUGCUGACCACCUGAACUCCCGCAGAGGCCAGACCCUGGCCCCACCCAGCUGUCCUGGAAAACCUUCCUCCUGGGCCCGGAGCCACAGUACAGCGGGGAGGCCGCUUGCCUUGCACACAGCCAACCUGGGUUGGAUCCUCGGUAUCCUACGUGGUCCCCCCGAUUCCCGCCAGGAG
This is a messenger RNA of Sorex araneus (European shrew), 1963 nucleotides long. RefSeq names its product perforin 1 (gene PRF1). Gene Ontology annotation, biological process: leukocyte mediated cytotoxicity. Lineage: Eukaryota; Metazoa; Chordata; Mammalia; Eulipotyphla; Soricidae. Gene Ontology annotation, molecular function: calcium ion binding; pore-forming activity. The transcript has 2 exons. The coding region runs from base 1 to 1662 and encodes 553 amino acids. The record is from RefSeq and is a predicted model, not a curated record.